Messenger RNA from Zea mays, 1386 nucleotides. RefSeq names its product ubiquitin carboxyl-terminal hydrolase MINDY-3-like. Gene Ontology annotation, molecular function: K48-linked deubiquitinase activity; cysteine-type deubiquitinase activity. Lineage: Eukaryota; Viridiplantae; Streptophyta; Magnoliopsida; Poales; Poaceae. The record is from RefSeq and is a predicted model, not a curated record. The transcript is spliced from 2 exons. Bases 513 to 1274 code for a protein of 253 amino acids. Gene Ontology annotation, biological process: protein K48-linked deubiquitination.
GAUUGGUCCCCUCUUGACCCAAUCUUAUGUUCUAGUUGAAAACAUAGUUUUUCAAUCUUAAGUUCUAGUGGAAAACAAAGUUUUCAUUUGUUAAGGCCCUGUUUGUUUCCUUCCAGGAUUAUAUAAUCUAGCUUAUGGAUUAUAUAAGCACCUAAUGACCUGCUUAUAGAUUAUCAUAAUCUAGGUAUCUAGAUUAUAUAAUACACCUAAUAAUCUGUGUUGUUUGUUUGUCUCUUAAGUCUUAACUUAUUUAAGCUGAAUUAUAUAAUCUAGAGGGUAAACAAACAGGACCUAAGUCACUUAAGUGCCCAUCAACCUGUUUGCUGAACCAUGUCAACACUAUCUUUAUAUUCUGACCAUGUAUAACUGUCCUUUAAGUACAGGAAGAUAUCCAAGCAGACAGGGAUGAUCCAAGCCAGCCAUUGGUCACUGCUCCAUUUGGUCAUGCUUCACAGGAAAUUGUGAAUUUAUUACUCUGUGGAGAGGCUGUUCCAAAUGUAUUUGAUGGCAAGAUGGACCUUGGUGGUGGCAUGUCCUUGAAGGGCAUACCAAACAAUGUUGAAGUUGGUUUUCUUACCCUCCUGGAAUCACUAAAUCUCUGCAAGGUUGGUCAGUACUUGAAGUGCCCAAAGUGGCCGAUAUGGGUUGUGGGAAGUGAAAGUCACUACACAGUCCUUUUUGCCUUGAACCCCAACGUUCAAGAGGAGAAUGAGCUGGAAGAGCGCGAAUCAAAAAUAAGGAGGGCUUUUGAUGCCCAAGAUCAAAGUGGAGGUGGAGGCUUUAUCAGCGUUGAGGGCUUCCAACAAGUCCUCAGGGAUACUGACAUAAAUUUUCCUUCGGAUAAACUCGAGGACCUAUGUAAUGCUGGAAUUAUAGUAUGGAGUGAAUUCUGGCAAGCAUUGCUACAGUUGGAUAAAAGGGCUGGAGGCAUGAAGGAUCCAACUGGUCUUAUGGGCAAGAAGCAAUUCACCAUCUUCCACUUCAAUGGAAUUGCCAAGUCUGUGCUGAAUGGGAAUGCGAGUGCAGGUGGUUCAUGUCCUAUACAGAGACCCAGGUUAUGCAAGCUAAAUGUCACUGUCCCCCCAAGGUGGACUCAAGAUGAGUAUCUGGCUGAUGUUGUAAGCGCAUCAACCAGCAGCAGCAAGGACGACAGUAUUCUUUCUCUAGCUCCCCCAGGUCAGACUAAUCAGCACGCACCAUUGGUGGACUGCAUUAGGACACGGUGGCCACGAGCUGUUUGUAGCUGGGUUGGAGAUGUUCCAAGCAUUGUCUGACACAGUGGAUGUCGUGUGCGCACUAGUCGCUCUAGCUAUGUUGCUCGUAACCUCGUUCUGAAGAAUCUGCUCAGAGCAAGCCACUUGGAGCUUCCUGAUUGUUCAUGCCCUG